UUUUUUUACGUCGUUCCCCAAAGUUCCGUUUCCAGCAAUUUCUGUAGUCGGCGACUAAUCGCAGGAGCACCGCUAGAGAGACAGCAGAGGCUUCUAGAAACAACGUGCACCGGGACCGUUAGCGGCAAACAACCCCGCUACGUUACACAGUUAAACUUUUAAUAUUACUUAGCUGAGCAAAAUGGCAAAAUGGGGAGAAGGAGACCCUCGCUGGAUUGUAGAAGAGCGAGCAGAUGCGACUAAUGUCAACAACUGGCACUGGACUGAACGAGAUGCAACAAACUGGUCGUCGGACAAAUUAAAAUCUCUGCUCCUCGGGCUGAGCGUGGAGAACGAGGAGGGGAGCUGCGAGGUUACGGAAGUCAGCAAGGUGGAAGGAGAGGCCUCGAUCAACAACCGGAAAGGGAAACUUAUUUUCUUUUAUGAAUGGAACGUAAAAGCAACUUGGACCGGAAAGUCGAAAGCGGGAGUCAAAUAUAAAGGAACGAUUGAGGUUCCAAACCUGUCCGACGAGAACGACAUGGAGGAUCUUGAUAUCGGUGUAUCGCUGAACAAAGACGAGCCUGAGACGCCACUGACCAACCUGAUGAGAACAAAAGGAGCUGAGAAAAUCCGCGAGGCUCUGGGAAGCUACGUCGGGUUCUUAAAAACAGAGUUCACACAAGGGAUGAUCCUGCCGACAGCUAACGGUGUGGCGAAGCUGCAGUCCACAUCACAGUCCAAAGCCAAGUUGAAUAAAACUCAGAUUUCCUCCUCGGGCAGCACAGCUGCUCCAAUCAACACUGGCGUCAAGAUUCCCACCUGUAAAUUCAGCAUAAGAGAAACGUUCCUCACCUCGCCGGCCGACCUGUUCAGGGUGUUUGUCAACCAGGAGAUGGUUCAGGCGUUCACACACGCUCCAGCGAUGGUGGAGGGAGAGCGAGGCGGGAAGUUUCGUCUGCUAGAUGGAAAUGUUUUUGGUGAAUUCACAGAGCUGGUUCCUGAUGAGAAAAUAGUCAUGAAGUGGAGGUAUAACAACUGGCCCUGCGAGCACUACGCGACAAUCACGAUGACCUUCUUGGACCGGAGCAGCGAGACGGAGCUGAAGGUGGAGUGUCGAGGCGUCCCGGACAGCGAGGAGGAGCGGACGAAAGAGGGCUGGAAGAGAUACUACUUCGAAGCUAUUAAACAGACAUUUGGCUACGGAGCGCGGCUCUUCUGAAGACGGUGUACUGUAAUGCUGUUUUCUUUUCCGUUUUUUUUUUUUUUUUGGAUUUUUAAAUCUUCUUGUCCUUCGAUCUCUCUGGCACACGAUAUUUCAGUGUAAACUCAUAGCACGAGUUAACGAAAGAGAUGAAUUAAGCGAGGCCGACCUGUCACCUGUCUGUGUACAUGUAAAUGUUUUAAUUUCUGAACAUAUUUAAAUCGAGACUUUUUUUCCCCCCCUUCAGUAUUUGGGUCAGUUGUUCUAAGUAGCGUAAAUGGACUGUGCCUUUGAGACUCUGGACGGAAAAUGGAUUGAAUAAAGCAAAGAAGAAUCUAAUGAACCACUAAUGCAAAUUGGCCUCCGGUUCUAUAAAUAGGUAAUUAAUGCUAAGAGUUAAAAAUAAACGUUGAUUUUCUUUUUAUUUGAAAAAAAAAAACAAUUAUGUUGCUUUGAAAAUGAAUGUUUAUUUUUUACUUAUUUUACUCUUUUCAAGUGUAACUGUAGUGAAGAUGCAUGUUCCAUUUCAACCUGCCAGACUGAGGGACGACUGCUGGAUCUGAACUUGAAGUCUGUCACUUAUAGCUAAGCAGUUGCUGUACUUUUCAGUUGCUUCGUUGAGACUUGAUUUGGUGCACGUUUAACGAGCCCGGCGCGUACGUCCGCCGCCCGGGCAGAGGAAGACCUCCUUGGACCCUUCAGCAGGAAAUAUUAAAUGUUUGUCACAGUGUUGAAACACGGGAAAAACAAGUUUCAAGUCUUUCUGCAGGUAGCUAGCGUAGCAACUAAAGAGACGUUUUGCUAUAUUUGGCUUCAAAAUGUACAUUUCCAGUUAAAAAAAAAAAAAAAAAAGCUUUGAGAACAAAAUGCAUCUAUUUAUUUCAUCCCGUCACAAUGUAAAAAGAUUAAACGAAUCCCUGUAUGCUCUUGA
Messenger RNA from Thunnus maccoyii (southern bluefin tuna), 2114 nucleotides. Its product is annotated as activator of 90 kDa heat shock protein ATPase homolog 1-like. Bases 182 to 1201 code for a protein of 339 amino acids. Gene Ontology annotation, molecular function: protein-folding chaperone binding; ATPase activator activity. Lineage: Eukaryota; Metazoa; Chordata; Actinopteri; Scombriformes; Scombridae. Gene Ontology annotation, cellular component: cytosol. The record is from RefSeq and is a predicted model, not a curated record. The transcript has 9 exons. Gene Ontology annotation, biological process: protein folding; positive regulation of ATP-dependent activity.